AUGGGAAUUGGGGGUUUAAGAGGGGUUUUAGGGAGGAGAGAGAGUGGGAGGAUUUGCAUUUCGUUCAGAGUGAAGAUGAAAAUGGCUUCACUCUGGUUUGGGUUGAGUGUUGAGAAGGCAGACAGUAGAAGAUACACUGCUGUUUGUGCAGUGGAGGGUUGUGAUUGGAGGAUACAUGCCUCAAAAAUGGUGGAUAAGUUUAGUUGGGCAAUCAAAUCCUUGACUGGGGAGCACAGACAGUGUGGUAGGCUUGAGGUUAACCCCAUAGUGACCACCAAAUGGUUGGUGGGGAAGUUGUUGCCAGAGAUUGAGGCAAACUUAGAUAUCCCUGUCUUAACAUUGAAGAAGAUGACUCAACUGAAGUAUAGGAUACAAGUAAAAACAAGGUUGUUCUACAAGGUUAAAGCAUUGGCUAAGGAGGUUAUUAAUGGGAGUUUUAGUGAGUCCUAUGCACUGCUACCUAGGUAUGCAGAGAUGAUAAAGGAUACUAACCCUGGGAGUUAUGCACUGAUCACAUGGCAUAGUGAUCCUGUGGAUGUGCAACCAAAGUUCAAGGCUUGCUUUUUUUCCUUUGGUGCACAAGUAAGGGGAUUUCUUAAGGGGUGUAGGCCAAUGAUGGGAAUUGAUGGAGCUCACCUCAGUGGGUUUUUCAAGGGGAUUCUUCUGUCAGCCUUGGGGAUUGAUGGCAACAAUGAGAUCUUCUUGUUGGCUUAUGGGGUUGUUGACACUGAAAGUCAAGAGAGCUGGAACUAUUUUAUGAGGAACCUCAGGGCACUGUUUGAGAGAGAAGGCUGCAGCAGGGAUGACUGGACAUUCAUCAGUGACAGAAUGAGGGGGGUGGAUUUAGCUGUUCAUGAAAACUUCCCAAGGGCCACUAGAAGGUGUUGUGCUCAGCAUCUGUACAUGAAUUGCAAGAAUGGAGGUUGGAGUGGAGAACUUUUCCACAAGCUCUUCUGGAUAGUUGCAAAUGCCUACAACCCCUUUGUUUACAACAAGGCAAUAGAGAAGAUCAGUGAAUUUGAUCCAAAUGCAACAAAGUACCUGGACACAUGUACUGGGCAGUGGUCGAGACAUCAGUUUGAUCCAGCAGUGUGUUGUGAUCAUAACACAACUAAUUAUGUGGAAUCAUUCAAUGCUCUCACCAAGCCAUACAGGGAUUUACCUUUGUUGUCACUAUUUGAAGCCAUAAGGGAGUGGUCCAUGGAGAGAAUUGGGGUCAAGUUUGAUAAAGCAGCAAACAUGGAGCCUAACCACUUAACAGACUAUGCCAAACAUGAAAUAGAGUUGAGAAGUGCAGAAUCCAGAUUCUGUUACUCUACUGCAUGUGGUGGUGGGGAGUUUGAGGUGAAGGAUGGCAAUGUGAAGAUCCCAGUCAAUCUACACAACAGAACCUGUGGGUGUGGAGUAUGGCAGGGGUCAGGUAUGCCCUGCAAACAUGGCUUGAGGGCCAUCUACAACCAGAGACUUGACCCUGUGGACUUUGUUUCCACUUAUUUCAAGGGUGCUGCUUAUAAACAGGCAUAUGCAGAGCAUAUGCACCCAAUGGCUGACCCUACUCAGUGGCCUGGAUCCACACUGCCCACCAUUAAACCACCUGGGAUCAAGAGGGGUGCUGGAAGACCUCAAAAACAGAGAAGGAGGGGUGCCAUGGAAGCUAGAAAGAGGAAGAGGCACACUUCAGUUAAGUGUAGCAAAUGCAAGGAAAUGGGCCACAAUGCAAGGACCUGCAAGUCUGGUGCAGGCACUUCCAAGGCACCACCAAAACAGAGAGCUGCAACAAAUAAGAGGAAAACAACCUCUGAUGGUGCAAGCACUUCCAAGGCAGCACCAAAGGGCAAGAAAUCCAAGCAAGCCUGA
Molecule: messenger RNA, 1857 nt
Organism: Spinacia oleracea (spinach)
Lineage: Eukaryota; Viridiplantae; Streptophyta; Magnoliopsida; Caryophyllales; Amaranthaceae
Exons: 4
Coding region: 1-1857 (618 amino acids)
Molecular function (GO): zinc ion binding; nucleic acid binding
Source: RefSeq, a predicted model, not a curated record